UUAAGCUGGAAGUUCAGCACGACAAUCUUCGUCUUCUGAUGACCAAGCAGAUAGAGUAUGAGAAUGCCUUGGAGCGGCACAGCGAGGAAAUCUGGAACUCCAAGCCUUACCCCGACCCACUGACAGACUGCAAACCCCCUCCACCCGCGCAGGAGUUCCAGACAGCACGCCUCUUCCUCUCUCACUUUGGCUUUCUGUCUCUGGAGGCGCUCAAGGAGCCCAACAACAGUCGUCUACCUCCUCAUCUGAUUGGCCUGGAGUCAUCCUUGCCAGGGUUUUUUGAUGACAUCAGCUACCUGGACCUGCUUCCCUGCCGACCAUUUGACACUGUCUUCAUUUUCUAUGUGAGGGCUGGACAGAAAAGCAGUCCUGAGAUUCUAAGGAACGUGGAGUCGUCGUCCAGCGUCCAGCCCCACUUUCUGGAAUUCCUGCUGUCCUUGGGCUGGCCUGUGGACGUGGGACGCCACCCAGGAUGGACAGGACACCUAGAUACCAGCUGGUCCCUCAACUCCUGUUCUGACAGCAAUGACAUACAACAAACAGAAGACGCAGCUACUCCCGAGGACACAGGAGGUUCAGUGUUCAACGGGGAGAAGAAAGUUUUAUACUACGCUGAUGCUCUGACAGAGAUUGCCUUCGUUGUUCCAUCUCUAACAGAAAAUUCUGGUCAGUAUUCACUUAUUUGA
Molecule: messenger RNA, 686 nt
Organism: Plectropomus leopardus (leopard coralgrouper)
Lineage: Eukaryota; Metazoa; Chordata; Actinopteri; Perciformes; Serranidae
Source: RefSeq, a predicted model, not a curated record